AUGGAUGUGCAAGUGGACGCGAUGGAGAUGGCCCUGCCGCCGAUCGAGUCGUUCAAGAAUUGCGAGUAUCACGUGCGUGUCAGCGGUACGACCGAGCUUGACCGCCGCGUUAUGUCAUUCGUGGACAACCUGUGGGGCUUUGAGGUGACCGGCGGUAUCGACCAGUUCGAGCCGCUGACGGUGAUCUCGGUGAAGCGUGAGGGGCUGGCCCGGCGGGCUGGCAUCCGGGUGAACGAUAUCAUCACCAAGAUCAACGAGACGCCGGCGGACAAGCUGACGCUCGCGCAAGCUCAAGAACUGAUUGCGGAGUCUGGCCGCACGGUGAAGAUUUUUGUCAGUGGCGAUGUUGAUGAAGACAGUGAAGAUGAGAUGACGGUCGAUUAUUGGUUCAAACCUUAUGGUUUCUUCUCCUCAGUGAGCGACGCCGAUCGGUCAAUGUUGGAUUGGGAAGCUCGUCUCCGUGCCAAUAGAAAUCCCGACAAAUGGAACGGACUGUGGCCAUGGAAUGAUCGUAGGAAAGUGGUGUACAAGGAAUCCAACUGCUACAUGGUCCCCAGUGUUGCGGAGGAAACACGUGAACGGGAGUUGAAACUGCGUGCCACCGAAGAUCAAUAUUCAAAGCAUUUGAAGCGAGAGCGCGAGGAAGCAGAACAGCGAGCGGAGGAGCAACGAAAGGUGGACGAGGUCCGCCGUGCCGAAGAGGAACGGCGGGCGGAAGAGGAGCAGUUCUUUGCCAAGUUCGAGGCGGAACAGAAGCAACGGCAGGAGGAAGAAGCGGCCAAGCGGCUGCAGAGUGAAGGAGAAACGGAAACCACGCCGCAGGAUGCCGAUCCGGAACAAAGCCGGGAGGCGGAUGCCGAGGCGGACCAGUACAUCGACGAGCUGAUGGAGCAGGAAAAGGACCUCGGUGAGGUCAGCACGGAUAUGAUCGACCCGGAGGAUGGUGGUACGGGAGAGCUUCAUCGAUUGACUAAAGUGUUCGGUAGCUUUUCGAAGCCCAAAACUAGGCCACGCAUACGUAAUCAUCUCGGUGAGACAUCGACCUACGACUGCCUGCCGCUGUUUGCUGACCACAUCCGUCGCACAUUACAUCAUCUCAUCGAAGUACACAAAAUGCCCGAAUUUGUGAUUGAGAAACGCAAUAUUCCAGUGCUGACGAUCUCGUCGAGGGAUGGGGCUCCUAGCACCGGAAGCGAGAACGGCGACAAUCCGCUCGGUUUCCGCAUUACGGGUGGGGCGGACUUCGAGAUGCCGAUCACGGUGUUUCAGGUGAGUGUGCUUCCAGAGCUUCUCGGUGCUGUGCGGUAG
Molecule: messenger RNA, 1308 nt
Organism: Anopheles coustani
Lineage: Eukaryota; Metazoa; Arthropoda; Insecta; Diptera; Culicidae
Exons: 6
Coding region: 1-1308 (435 amino acids)
Biological process (GO): actin cytoskeleton organization; muscle structure development
Cellular component (GO): adherens junction; filamentous actin; Z disc
Molecular function (GO): actin binding; muscle alpha-actinin binding
Source: RefSeq, a predicted model, not a curated record